Messenger RNA from Acomys russatus (golden spiny mouse), 956 nucleotides. RefSeq names its product casein kinase 2 beta (gene Csnk2b). Bases 188 to 835 code for a protein of 215 amino acids. NCBI's taxonomy places the organism in Eukaryota, Metazoa, Chordata, Mammalia, Rodentia, Muridae. Gene Ontology annotation, cellular component: protein kinase CK2 complex; cytoplasm. The record is from RefSeq and is a predicted model, not a curated record. The transcript is spliced from 7 exons. Gene Ontology annotation, molecular function: protein kinase regulator activity.
GUAACUGGCUUCCGCUUCCGGUGGCUCCCCAGUUCGCCCCGCCCCCGGGCGGCUUCCUCUAGGGCCUCGCGACCCCAGAGUCGUGCGCGGGUGCUCCUGGGAUUGGUAGUUCGCCUUCCCCCUCACUGCGUCAGUUUCUCUCUGCUGACGGACUCCAUCUCCCGGCGUCCUCGGAGCCGACAUAAAGAUGAGUAGCUCUGAGGAGGUGUCCUGGAUUUCCUGGUUCUGUGGGCUCCGUGGUAAUGAAUUCUUCUGCGAGGUGGAUGAGGACUACAUCCAGGACAAGUUCAACCUCACUGGACUCAAUGAGCAGGUGCCUCACUACCGACAAGCUCUGGACAUGAUCCUGGACCUGGAGCCAGACGAGGAGCUGGAGGACAACCCCAACCAGAGUGACCUGAUCGAGCAGGCAGCCGAGAUGCUGUACGGCCUGAUCCACGCCCGCUACAUCCUCACCAACCGAGGCAUCGCCCAGAUGUUGGAAAAGUACCAGCAAGGAGACUUUGGCUACUGCCCUCGAGUGUACUGUGAGAACCAGCCCAUGCUCCCCAUCGGCCUCUCGGACAUCCCAGGUGAGGCCAUGGUGAAACUCUACUGCCCCAAGUGCAUGGACGUGUACACACCCAAGUCAUCGAGGCACCACCACACAGACGGCGCCUACUUCGGCACUGGCUUCCCUCACAUGCUCUUCAUGGUGCAUCCGGAGUACCGGCCCAAGCGGCCCGCCAACCAGUUUGUGCCCAGGCUCUACGGCUUCAAGAUCCACCCCAUGGCGUACCAGCUGCAGCUCCAAGCCGCCAGCAACUUUAAGAGCCCAGUCAAGACGAUUCGCUGACCCCGCCCACCCUCCCCGUGACACCACCAUUCCUUUGCUGCCGCCCUUUCAGGAAGUCUAUGGUUUUUAGUUUAAAUUAAAGGAAUUGUUAUUGUGGUGGGAAUAUGAAAUAAAGCGGAAG